Diabrotica balteata is the source of this 345-nucleotide messenger RNA. The record is from the annotation of a GenBank genome assembly. Lineage: Eukaryota; Metazoa; Arthropoda; Insecta; Coleoptera; Chrysomelidae.
AUGGAUGUCAAAAAACGUAACAAAAUUCCGUUAUAUACCUUGUCGGCUGAUUGUGCAAUGCGCACCAUUAGACGUUCUUCCACUUCACCACACAACACAAAAUUGGAUAAAAAUAAAAAAGAAUCGGGCAAAACUAUUAAGUGUCUAUAAGGCAAAUAAACAUCGUGUAUAUGUACUUUUUAAACUAUAUUUCUAUCAAAAAACAACUAUAAUAACCGCUUACUUUCUCACAAUACACAAAAAAUAACAUACCACGCGGACACGUGUAAACGAUACCUGCCAACCGGUAAAGUAUCUCCCGACGUUUGUUUGCGUGUGAUGUAUCUGACAGUUGCUAAUAGAUAG